AUGCGCUUGCGUAUUGAGCGCGCGGCACGCACGGAGCAGCGACACCUUGCCGAGAAGAAACUCAGCGCGCGCGUCGAUGCGCUCCUGCAGACCUUAGCUCGCCACAUACUGGUCUGUGCCCCGCCGUGGGCUGCGCAGGCAAGUGCGAGCUCUUGGAAUGGGUCAAUUGGUCACGUCAGCGGUGCGGCGGCGCUCUCCUGGAGAGGGUGGCACGACGCAGAGCUGGCAGAUGUGCGUUCCACGAUGACGGAGGUGGAGGAGCUAGUGGAUCUGCACGUUGUCCGGCCUCGUGACGCUGCUGCGGCUACUCAUGAGGGUGGAGCUGAUGGCGUGAGGUGGUCUUCAGCCGCAACUGUGCCGAGCAGUGCCGCUUCGGCCGUACCGGUGUCGCCUGUCCUCUUUUACGAAGCCUUUGUGCGCCAACUCAUCGAGCAGCUCUUCGGCCCUGUCACGAAGACCGCCCUUUCCUCCAUGGUGUCCCCUGAUCGCACACAUGGUGUAUCUGGCAUAGCGGAAACCGAUACGGUUAUCGUGCAAGGCUCUGCCCCGGACGUCCCCUCAUCUCUUUUCCCUGCCCAAUCGGUGCUGCGCCUUCCCGCGAUCGUCUACAUCGGUUGGCACUGCGGCUACAGUCUUCUCACCUCGAUCGGAGGAAUGCUGCGCUUGGCGGACGACGAUCGUGCGGCUGGCUGGCUGGACGUCACCUCUGCAGCACUCCGCAGCCUAUUGGGUUGUGCACGUGCUCACAGCUGUGAUCCUUCUGCUGCCGCGGCCCCCGACGCGGCAGACGCUCUUCAUCACUUCAUGGUAAACGCACUGAUGCAAACGCGCUCGUUGCAGUGUCUGUGGUGGUGGUGCAGCCUGGUCUCUGAGCACGGCCACACACAUGGCUUACUGACUACUCCACCAUCAGCGCCGUCUCCCGAAACGGCACUGAACCCUCCUGAGAGCAUGAGAACGUCUCCUAGCAUAACCGCGUCAACAGCUGCUACUGCGGCUGGUGGUAGUGGCAGCACCGGUGGUGCCACGAUGCACACCUCGCUUGCCGCUAGAGAAGACUACAGAACGCUCUGGUACAUUGGCCUCGCUGAGGCGGCGGCCUACCUCGGCUCAACCACUCUACCCACUGUCGCCAACUUCCUCCACACCGCCCUGACGAGGUUUGUGUUCUCUGCUGCUGCGUCACCACCGCAGUACUGGUUGAGUCACGCUGCGCAGCUCACGGGGGCUGUGCAGGCCGUUCGCGACGUCGCAGCGCAUCUCUUUCCAUCCCCGGCACCGCCCACCCGCGCAUCUCCUUCAGCGACGUCACCCUCAUCUCAUAUUCAGUUCGCUGCGGCCACGGCCAUUUUCCUACGCCACGCAGUGCAUGAUGCGCUGCUCCCGCUGGCGGAGCGCGUGCUGGACGACCCGGCGUUGCUGCAAGGCCGCAUCGCGCUAACCGCAAAAGCUGCAUCCAUUACGCCAGGAGCAGCAGCGCCGAUGGUUGGAUGCGACGGCUGGAGCAACAGUAGCGAAGAGGAAUGGGAAGGGAUGCAGGUGAUGGAUGGCGCCAGUCGUUGUCCCUCGAGCACUGCGACUGCCGUUACCGCUGCGGCGCCUGCAGAGGCAUCACAGAGCACCCUCACCUACGCAAUCGACACACUGGAGCGCGAGUUUGGUGACUUGGUGCGUGCUGACAGCGUUGUCAUGACGCUGCGGCGGCUCUGA
This is a messenger RNA of Leishmania mexicana MHOM/GT/2001/U1103, 1710 nucleotides long. RefSeq lists its product as hypothetical. The record is from RefSeq and is a predicted model, not a curated record. Lineage: Eukaryota; Euglenozoa; Kinetoplastea; Trypanosomatida; Trypanosomatidae. The transcript has a single exon. Bases 1 to 1710 code for a protein of 569 amino acids.